Nicotiana tabacum (common tobacco) is the source of this 1083-nucleotide messenger RNA. RefSeq lists its product as uncharacterized. NCBI's taxonomy places the organism in Eukaryota, Viridiplantae, Streptophyta, Magnoliopsida, Solanales, Solanaceae. The record is from RefSeq and is a predicted model, not a curated record.
AUGAAUGGAGAACCUUCAGUUCCUUUCCCAGCAACUAAAGGAUUGAGACAAGGCGAUCCUAUUUCACCUUUCUUAUUUGCAAUUGUAAUGGAGUACUUGAGUAGAAGCCUCAAAGGAUUACAAAAGGAGAAGGAGUAUAAAUUCCACCCUAGGUGUUCAAAGCUAAGUAUUACGCAUCUAAGUUUUGUUGAUGAUUUGCUCUUAUUUGCAAGAGGUGAUAUACCUUAUGGUACUCAGCUUCAACAAUGCCUUAACCAAUUUUAUAGAGCAUCAGGACUACAAGCUAAUCAGACUAAGAGUUUUAUCUACAAUGGAGGUGUUACACAAGUAGUCAAAGAUGAGAUGCAACAAAGAUUUGGUUACUCCAGAGGUGAACUCCCAGUAAAAUACUUAGAAGUGUCUCUAUCUACUAAGAACAUGUCCUUAGCUCAAUGGCAACCUUUGAUAGAGAAAAUUAUAGCUAGAAUCUCCUUCUGGACAACCAAAAACUGUCUUAUGCAGGUUGCUGCUGCUAAAAAUCACUGGGAUCUUGCAUAUAAGGUGGACAAGCUGUGGAUUAGGUGGAUCAGUUCCUAUUAUAUAAAAAACCAACAGCUAGAUGACAUGCCAAUUCCUCAACAGGCUUCUUGGCUGAUGCUGGGUCAACUACCUAGAGUGGAAUGGAAAAUCUCAAUAUUUACAAAUGAAGCAAGAGCCAAAGCUAAGUUUACAAUAUUGAUGUACCUUCAAAACAAACUACUUACAAGUGAUAGACUUCUACAGUGGGGUAUUCCAGUGGACACAAUAUGUGUCAUGUGUCAAUUGCAUAAUGAGAGCAGAAACCAUCUCUUUGUGGAAUGUGUCUUUGCUCAAAGGACAUGGAACAAGGUCCUAAUGUGGCUUCAAAAGCAACCACAUGGUCUGAAUUCAUGGAACCAACAUUGGAGAUGGGCAAUGGAGAAUGCUAAAGGAAAGUCUCAAGCAGAUGCCACUUUCAAGAUGAUAUAUGCUGAGAUAAUCCACAUGAUAUGGUGUGAAAGAAACAACCGAGUGUUUGAGAAGGCCGGCAGAGAUGUAGAAGAAAUAGCAAGAACUAUAGCAUGA